Homo sapiens (human) is the source of this 1804-nucleotide messenger RNA. It is a transcript of the gene IL36A, whose product is annotated as interleukin 36 alpha. NCBI's taxonomy places the organism in Eukaryota, Metazoa, Chordata, Mammalia, Primates, Hominidae. Gene Ontology annotation, biological process: immune response; inflammatory response. Gene Ontology annotation, cellular component: cytoplasm; extracellular region. The transcript has 5 exons. The record is from RefSeq and is a predicted model, not a curated record. Gene Ontology annotation, molecular function: cytokine activity. The coding region runs from base 414 to 890 and encodes 158 amino acids.
AGAAAACCCAAGUGCAGUAGAAGCCAUUGUUCAUAAUGGUAGGGAUACAGGGUCCUUCGUAACAGAUUAUCAGUGUGGCCUAUGCUGGAAAGUCUGGUGACCUCUGAUUUUUUUUGCUUCCAGGUCUUUGGCCUUGGCACUCUUUGUCAUAUUAGAGUUCCUGGGUCUAGGCCUGGGCAGGAUUCAUAGGUGCAGCUGCUUCUGCUGGAGGUAGACUGCAUCCAACAAAGUAAGGGUGCUGGGUGAGUUCUGGGAGUAUAGAUUCUGACUGGGGUCACUGCUGGGCUGGCCGCCAGUCUUUCAUCUGACCCAGGGUUAAACUGUGGCUUGGGACUGACUCAGGUCCUCUCUUGGGGUCGGUCUGCACAUAAAAGGACUCCUAUCCUUGGCAGUUCUGAAACAACACCACCACAAUGGAAAAAGCAUUGAAAAUUGACACACCUCAGCAGGGGAGCAUUCAGGAUAUCAAUCAUCGGGUGUGGGUUCUUCAGGACCAGACGCUCAUAGCAGUCCCGAGGAAGGACCGUAUGUCUCCAGUCACUAUUGCCUUAAUCUCAUGCCGACAUGUGGAGACCCUUGAGAAAGACAGAGGGAACCCCAUCUACCUGGGCCUGAAUGGACUCAAUCUCUGCCUGAUGUGUGCUAAAGUCGGGGACCAGCCCACACUGCAGCUGAAGGAAAAGGAUAUAAUGGAUUUGUACAACCAACCCGAGCCUGUGAAGUCCUUUCUCUUCUACCACAGCCAGAGUGGCAGGAACUCCACCUUCGAGUCUGUGGCUUUCCCUGGCUGGUUCAUCGCUGUCAGCUCUGAAGGAGGCUGUCCUCUCAUCCUUACCCAAGAACUGGGGAAAGCCAACACUACUGACUUUGGGUUAACUAUGCUGUUUUAAGCUUUGGAGGAAGAUGUGGAAAUGCUGUUUUCCUGAGCACACUGAUGAAUUCCAGGGCCCUGCAGGCAUUGCCCCAACCUCCUCAUCCCAUCCUGAUGUCUUCUUCCAUUCAGCAUUUGAGUGACCACAUUGAUGUUAGAGAUUACAUUUUUUCCUGGUGACAGCAUAGCACUCCCCGAGCUUUUCAUUUCUCAUGGUUCCUACAAAAAAGUAGAACUGUUUCUUCUCUGCCUUUCCCUGUGCUGGUAAUUCCUCUAGACCUGUGAGAUGACCAAAACACUUAGGAGAGUGAAAGGGGUCUAUGAAUGCACGAGGUUAAUGGACCUAAACUGAGAUGUAUGGACCAGCUGUUGGACCAACUGGGAUAUUGGAUCUCCUAAACUCAGGGCUGGGGAGAAAUCUGGCCAUCUUUGACGUUGCCUGGAUGUUUUCUGGAAGAAGCAAUUCAACUUCUUUAGAAAUUUAUGUCUACUUGUUUUUAUUCUCCUUUAUUUUCUUAUAAAUGCAUAAAACAUUGCAUUUUCUCUUAGUAUUCCUUGAGAUACAUCCUAUAAUUACUUGUAUUAUGGCUUAAAAUGAGAUAUACUUGCCUAAUAAAUUUUUAAAUGUACAAUAUUGUUAAUAAAGUAUACUGUAGGUAUACUCUUGUACAGAUCUCUAGAACUUACUUCUCUUGCUUAAAUGAAUAUUAUAUGCAUUGAAGAGCAUCCCUUCAUUUCUCCUUCCCCCAGUCCCUGGAAACCACCAUUCUACUCUCUGUUUCUAUGAAUUUGACUAUUUCAGAUAUCGUAUCUGUAAGUGGAAUCAUGCAGUAUUUGUCGUUUUGUGACUGGCUCAUUUCACAUAGCAUGAUAUACUCCAGGUUCUUCCAUGUUGUCCCAAAUGGCUGGAUUUUCUUCUUUUUAAAGGCUGAA